Molecule: messenger RNA, 956 nt
Organism: Actinia tenebrosa (Australian red waratah sea anemone)
Lineage: Eukaryota; Metazoa; Cnidaria; Anthozoa; Actiniaria; Actiniidae
Biological process (GO): immune response
Cellular component (GO): membrane
Molecular function (GO): tumor necrosis factor receptor binding
Source: RefSeq, a predicted model, not a curated record
UUUGGGCUCGCUUUCAUUAGAAGAGAAAACCCAGUUCAAACGUGUUGAGCUAGUGACUUGGCCCGAGUUGAAAGAAAUUUAAGGUCCAAGGCAGAUCUAGAGUCUAACGUUUUUAUUGUAUUACACAGCGUUGAAGUGGGAUAAUGAAGCUUACGUCUAUCGUCAUCCUGACCGCACUUAUUUACUACCAGGAGAAAUAUCGCUCGGUUUCUGCCUACAACCAAACCGUAACUACCACAACGACCCACGCUCCGUCUAUGGCAAAACCCACUCCGUCUAUGGUUUGUGUUAGAAAUGGCAUAGACGGGCUCGACGGAAUGAAUGGGAAAGACGGCAAGGAUGGAAAAGAUGGAAAAGAAGGGAAACAGGGCAAGCCUGGAGUCUGCAAUUGCACGCUUGUGCAGCUGCAACGCGCAUUCAGCAAACCCUCGAUUCAUCUGGACGGGAAGACAAGAAAAGUCCAAAGAAUUAGAGCCGGAAAAGCACUAGAUGUCUGGGAUUACCAAAUCGAUACAGGACACAUAUCCGGCGGAAUGAUGUACUCUAAAGGGAUACUUAAAGUCCCUCUGAGCGGACUCUACACAAUCUACUCUCAAAUCUACUACACCUCCAAGACUUAUUCAGGCCGUCACGUAAUCCGCAUAAAUAACCAGACAGUUGCGUUAUCAGAAGCAAGAGGACUCAUGGUCGCAGGCAGUGCCAUUACCUUGGGUGGUUUUCAUGUGAAUAAAGAUGAUGAAAUCUCGGUCGCUGUGGUGUAUGAUGCCGAAAUCUUUACUGGGAAAUGGCACACCUUUUUUGGCGCGCAUUUGAUUUGAGUCGAGUCUGACACGAUAUUCACGAACCACUUUAACUCUCUAUAGGAUAGCCCAAGAUCGAGUAGUCAGUUUGUUGAACGUUAUAUAAUGUUAAAUUUGCAUGUUGAUGACUUGAAUAAAAGACACUAAGGAAAAUCA